Argentina anserina (silverweed cinquefoil) is the source of this 603-nucleotide messenger RNA. RefSeq names its product 60S acidic ribosomal protein P2B-like. Bases 82 to 420 code for a protein of 112 amino acids. The record is from RefSeq and is a predicted model, not a curated record. The transcript has 3 exons. Gene Ontology annotation, molecular function: structural constituent of ribosome. Gene Ontology annotation, cellular component: ribosome; cytosolic large ribosomal subunit. Gene Ontology annotation, biological process: cytoplasmic translational elongation. Lineage: Eukaryota; Viridiplantae; Streptophyta; Magnoliopsida; Rosales; Rosaceae.
UUUCGCUCGAAAACCCUAGGGACAGUCUAAAAGCUCAAAUCACCGCCGCGUCUGAGAGCCUUAGCUUUUGUGAGAGCAGAGAUGAAGGUUGUCGCCGCUUACUUGCUCGCUGUUUUGGGCGGCAACGCCAGCCCCUCCGCCAAGGACAUCAAGUCCAUUCUCUCCUCCGUUGGAGCUGAGGCCGAUAGCGACAGGAUUGAGUUGCUAUUGAAGGAGCUCAAGGGGAAGGAUAUUACCGAGAUCAUUGCGUCUGGGAGGGAGAAGUUGGCUUCCGUGCCCUCUGGUGGCGGCGGAGUGGCUGCGGCUGCCCCGGCAGCUGCUGGUGGUGCUGCGGCGCCUGCUGCUGCUGAGCAGAAGGAGGAGAAGGUUGAAGAGAAGGAAGAGUCUGAUGAUGACAUGGGCUUCAGCCUCUUCGACUAAGAGAUUUUUCAGUCAGUAUGCUUGCAUCAAGGCGAGUUUGAUCUUUUAGGUAGAAUGGAUGUCAUAAUGUUUUCAGUUUGUAGUUUGAUAUGCUCACAUUUUUCUAUAAUGUGAUAGUGAUGUUAAGACACUGUUGAGCAAAGUUUAUCUUUUUCAUUUGAUGGAUGCUUAUGGUUGUGUGAA